AGCUCAAUACAAGAUCAUGGAUAUGUUGUUUCGAUUUUGACUUGUUUCCAAUUUAUGCUAUCCGUGUUUUGGAUAUCGAACGGGUAGUUGAUGUUCCCUGCGAUGUUAGUUUAAGAGAAAUG
This is a messenger RNA of Funneliformis mosseae, 122 nucleotides long. The record is from the annotation of a GenBank genome assembly. NCBI's taxonomy places the organism in Eukaryota, Fungi, Glomeromycota, Glomeromycetes, Glomerales, Glomeraceae.